GGAGUAUGUGCGUAUUGUCGCAUUUUACUCGACAAUUACGCGAACGCACGUGACAUACAAUGACAAUUUUGUGUUUGUUUACGUUGUAUUGAAUGAAAACUGUGUAUGAAAUACGUGGAAAGAAUUGUUCUAUUUUAAGUGUGAAUUAUUUUGAAGUUUGUUACCCCUUCAAGUUUUAAGUUUGGAUUUAUUCGUUAAACAUAUAUGAAGAUGUCAAAUACUUUUACGUCUGGUGAUACGGGAGAGCAGGCUGACGUAAAAGAAAGAAUAUUAGAACGUGAUGCUGGCUUCGUCUCGGGUGGCGACGAUGACGACUCGUGCUCCGGACCCGCACACUCCGACGACUCCGGCGUGCGACUCGCUGACACCGAGUCGCGACUCAAAAGAGAACGCUCCCCCGCACUCCUCCAGCCCCCUAAAAAACGAAUACGAUUAGGCUCCCGAGACGACAUCGCUAGCCCAGAAAGCGACUCAAAUCCAUUCAGACCGUGGUCUUUCGCUGAAGAACCGCAAAGAGAACCACUAUCUUUAGUUAAAAAGACCAGCGAAACCAGUUUACUAAGACAGAGAAGAAGGCCGUUGGAACCCCCACCAUCGCCUGUACCACCACCAGAAAGACCAGGACCACCUCGAGUACCCUCACAUCCUGGUGUAGUGGAGUACAAUGAUAAGGUAAAGCCAAGAGAGCAAAGAAACUAUAAGAACAUGACGAGAGAAAGGAGAAUAGAGGCCAAUGCAAGAGAGAGGACGCGAGUGCACACAAUAAGCGCUGCCUUUGACACACUCCGAAGAGCAGUUCCCGCUUACAGUCAUAACCAGAAACUCUCCAAGUUAUCAGUCCUUCGGAUAGCUUGCGCGUACAUUGCCGCGUUGUCAGCGGCAAUAGAACCGGACGCUGAUCUGUCAACGGCAGUGGAAACUGUGACACAGACGAUACACACCGAGGGCAAGCUGCGGAAAAAGAAAGACGAUCCUUGAACGGAACGAGGAGCGAUAGUUUGAUACAAUGCCGUCCUUGAAGCCUUCACUUGAAAGGGAUAAGCAGGUUUUAUAAGGAAACGCAGAGACGGAAGGAAGAGAAGGGCUAAGAGAGGUCAGGACUUCAAAAUUUAUCUAAAUUACGAUUGGAACACGCUUUAAAAGAUAACUGAAAUGAAUUAUGGACUCCUGACUUAAGAUCGUUAAAAUUAAUUACGUUCUAUCGACUGUUAGUACAAAAACGACAAUAAUAUUGGAUGUUAAAAGUAUACUAUUUAUUGGUAUUGCGUAGUCGUUUUGGAAUUUUUUAAGGAAGUAUUUAUGGGACGCAUGGAUAUGCGGACGUAAGCUUUAUGUAAGGAAUCUCUAAAAUAUGCUAAUAUUGUAACUUUGCCUGUCGGUAUGAAAUUAAUGUUCCUUAUACAAUUUAUUCGGAUCUCAGACUAUUCUCUUGUGAAUCUGUGUUGAUUUAUUGAAUCUGUGGACUGUAUGAUUAAUUUUUUCACCGAUUUAAUGAACACUAAUAACCUAAUGCGUUCCAGUAUUGUAAUUUGAAUUUAGAACACCAAACAGACUUAAAUUUAGAAACUGUUAAUUCGGUCAGUUAAUCUCUUUGGUUGUUUUUUUUAUUUUUUUUUUAGUCUGUGGUUCGAGUGACAAGAAAACGUUGUUAACCAUUCCCCUAGCCCAGUAUUACUAAGACGACAAAAAAUACUUGUAAAGUGUCUCAUUUAUAAGAAAAGAUGUAUUUGGCUUUAAUGUUUUAUAUUUAUUGAAAAACGAGUCAAUAAUUUUAAG
Messenger RNA from Papilio xuthus (Asian swallowtail), 1776 nucleotides. RefSeq names its product atonal bHLH transcription factor 8-like protein net (gene net). Bases 205 to 978 code for a protein of 257 amino acids. NCBI's taxonomy places the organism in Eukaryota, Metazoa, Arthropoda, Insecta, Lepidoptera, Papilionidae. Gene Ontology annotation, cellular component: nucleus. The transcript is spliced from 2 exons. Gene Ontology annotation, biological process: anatomical structure morphogenesis; positive regulation of transcription by RNA polymerase II. The record is from RefSeq and is a predicted model, not a curated record. Gene Ontology annotation, molecular function: DNA-binding transcription factor activity; E-box binding; protein dimerization activity.